GAGGUGGCCCUCGGGGUUAUUGCAUGAGACUACAGGUAAACAGUAAACAAUUCAAAGGAGGACUAACAUUGCUUACUUUCUUCCCAAUAAACCCAGUGUGCCAGAAGAGAGAGAAAUACUGAUAAUGCAUCUUACUUUUUGAGGAAUCAUUCAUGGUGAAUUAAAAGGUUGGGGAAUUCUGUAUCCUGGAUCAGUGGCUGCAAGGAUUCAUCUGAUGUAUUUCAGUGAGAGACAUGUAAUGCAAAUCCUAAUGUCGAUGCAAACAACACGGUACUUAGUCUGGAGCCCAGUAACAUGACUUAUUACUUUUAAAAUUAUAGAUUGAAAAACAAACAAAUGUUUUUCGUGGAAAAUGAAAAAGGGAAAAGCACAACAACCUUGUUGCAUAAAUAUGCAUGCCCUUAAAAAAAUGCUUUGUUACAUCACCUUUCUACAUUUAUUCCAGAAUCCACCCAACAGUAUUUGCUCGCUAUUCAGAUCAUCCCACAGAUGUUCGAUCAAAUUAAAUUGUGGACCAUCCCAAAACCUUAAAGAUAAAUCGUCCUUGGAUGAUCUAAUCAUUCCGAAGGACUCGUCUGCAGCUUUUACACCGGAGCGAGACAAAGGUGACGAAGCGGACGAGUGGGUAGACAACGCCAUUACAAGCAUGGGUGUGGGCAAGAACACCACCUCCAAGCCCGUGGACAGUGGGAGCGAGGGAGGCAAAUACGAAGACGACAACAAACAUGGAGCUGACUUCUACCCCAUUCCGGUGGUGGUCAAUGGAGUGGGCGGAGCCAGUGGGGACCAGGAUACAGAGAACACUGAGCUGAUGGCCAUCUACACAAAAGAUGUUCAACGAGCAGAAAAGAGCUCACUGUCAGAGACGUUGGACAGCUCAGACAGCACUGAUCCGAGGAGAAUGGACAUGAUCUAUAUCAUUGAAGACACUCCGCCAUGGUACCUGUGUGUUUUUUUAGGCCUACAGCACUAUUUAACAUGUUUCAGUGGAACUAUAGCAGUGCCAUUCCUCCUCGCCGAAGCAAUGUGUGUCGGCUUUGACCAGUGGGCCACAAGCCAGCUCAUAGGGACCAUUUUCUUUUGUGUGGGGAUCACAACACUCCUACAGACCACGCUCGGCUGCAGGUUGCCUUUGUUCCAGGCCAGCGCUUUUGCCUUCCUUGCCCCAGCCAGAGCCAUUCUGUCUCUGGACAAAUGGAAGUGUAACAACACGGCGAUAUUCGAGACAAACAGCACAGAGAUUCUCCACACAGAGCACAUCUGGCAUCCCAGGAUACGAGAAAUCCAAGGGGCGAUCAUUGUGUCGUCCCUGGUGGAGGUGUGUAUCGGCGCGCUGGGUCUACCCGGGCUCCUGUUGAAGUAUAUCGGACCUCUGACCAUCACCCCCACCGUGGCCCUCAUCGGCCUCUCUGGUUUCCAGGCGGCAGGGGAGAGGGCAGGAAAACACUGGGGCAUAGCUAUGCUGACUAUUUUCCUGGUGCUACUUUUCUCCCAAUAUGCCCGAAAUGUCCACUUCCCAUUGCCGGUGUACAAAGCAAAGAAAGGCUGGACUUCUUACAGGCUGCAGGUGUUCAAAAUGUUCCCAAUCAUCAUGGCCAUUCUGGUUUCAUGGCUGCUUUGCUUCAUCUUCACGGUGUCAGACGUCUUCCCACCUGAAAAGGACAAAUAUGGCUACUAUGCCCGCACGGAUGCACGUCAAGGGAUCCUCUUGGCUGCACCUUGGUUCAAGAUCCCCUACCCCUUCCAGUGGGGCCUCCCUAGUGUAACGGCCGCAGGCGUCAUCGGCAUGAUGAGCGCCGUAGUAGCCAGCAUAAUCGAGUCCAUCGGGGACUAUUAUGCCUGCGCCCGUCUGUCGUGCGCCCCUCCUCCUCCCAUCCACGCCAUCAAUAGGGGCAUAUUUAUUGAGGGCAUUUCCUGUGUCCUGGAUGGUCUUUUUGGGACAGGAAAUGGUUCCACAUCCUCCAGUCCAAAUAUUGGUGUCCUUGGAAUAACAAAGGUGGGCAGCAGGCGUGUGAUCCAGUACGGAGCCGCCAUGAUGCUGCUGCUGGGCCUCGUGGGUAAAUUCAGCGCCCUGUUCGCCUCCCUGCCGGACCCCGUGCUGGGGGCUCUUUUCUGCACCUUGUUCGGCAUGAUCACGGCGGUGGGGCUGUCCAACCUGCAGUUCAUCGACCUCAACUCUUCCAGGAACCUUUUUGUUCUGGGUUUCUCCAUCUUCUUUGGCCUGAUGCUGCCAAGUUACCUCAAACAAAACCCGCUGGUCACAGGCAUUGUUGGGAUUGACCAAGUGUUAAACGUUCUCCUCACCACCGCCAUGUUUGUCGGAGGCUCAGUUGCUUUCAUUUUGGACAAUACUAUUCCAGGUUCUCCUGAGGAGCGAGGUAUCAGGAAGCUGAAGCGCGGCUCGGGUCCCAGCGCUGCGGAGCUGGAAGGCAUGCGGUCCUAUGACCUGCCUUUUGGAAUGGACUUCAUCCGCAGGCAUCCCAUCUUCAAGUACCUCCCAAUUAGCCCCACCUUCGCCGGCUACCAGUGGGGGAGGCUGCAGGAAACCUGCAGGAGCAAUGGCAGACACAUGGAUGUGGACAAGGGAGGAAGCGAGGUAGUGGGUUCCCACGGCGAGAGUGCAGCGUAGCCAUCGAGAUAGUGUGUGAAUUGGAGGAGCAAGGGACGGUACACUGAGAGAAAAGGGCGCAGCGCAGGAUUGGCGAGCGUGUGGAUAACACGUGAAGCACUGACCUCUGUCCGUCUGUCUGUUUUCUUUUGUUGUUUCCCACUAUGCUAUUUUAAGCAUGCUGCAAGCCGCAGCCAGCGUGCUCCAGAAGAUGUUAACCACAUGGCAUCUGCUUGGUGUGUUUGCAUGUGUACUCCAUAUGCAACGUAAUGGCUACGUGCAUUGAUUGACACUGUCACUUUAAUCCACACGGGCAUACAAUUAUGACACAAAAAGUCUGCCAAUUGAGAAUUAUGCAAAAAAAAAAGGUCACAAUGACUUGAUGCCAUGUAUGCAACCAUAUGCACACACACCAACAGCCCUACCAAAAUUAGCUUAGUCCUACAGCUCUUAGAAGCAUGUCUGUUCAGGUCCGAUUCAUCAGGGGCCCUCGGCCCGGCGCAGUGAUUGUGAUUGUUUUUGUUGCUGCCUCCUUAGUUGUGAAUGUCACUCCACGCUUGGCUCGGAAAAACCCUACAGAGGAAAACAGGCUUAUUUUCCGCAAAACUAGUUUCACGGUCUCACAGUUUACAUGUCACUACGGUUGUCAGUAUUAGCAUCUAUCUUAGCAUCUACACAAAGGGAUCAUUUGGCAACAGUUCGAAGGGACUUUUCACGUGUGUCUUCCUGGCGUCAUCUUCACUUCCGCUGCCUGUGUUCGCCCAUGUAAAAAGAUGUACAGUAAACUAUAAGGACGGUUGUUGCUCAGUUCUAAAGGUUCUGGGGUUAGCUAUUUAAAUCCGGGUCGUGGCCUUCUCAUGUGGACUUUUGUAUAAUCGCGUCCUGUUUGUGCGGGUUGUCUAUGGGUGAACCAGGUUCCCUCUACUUUCAACAACUUUACUUAAUCAAAGACUUGAAAUUGUCAUUAGGUGUGAAAGUGAUUGUGAAUGGUUCUUUGUGUAUUUGUAGUUUGUACACUGUGCGCUAUGGCUAGCACCUAGUCCGGAUUGUACCAUGCCUCUCGUUCAAAGCCAGCUGGGUUUGGCAGAAAACGGAAGAAAUACAUAUGUUUUGUAUCGUAACGCAUAGCUAAAUCUAUUUCCGUAAUGCCAUAUUCCGUUUCUGCUUUAUAGUUAAACUCAAGCUCUGUAGAAGUAGAAUCAAUGUUCUAAACUACUCUUUUAAUGCCACUGUCAAAUUAAGCAGAAUAAUCCUGCCCAGAGUGGUCUCUCCAUUUGCCUCGAUGGCUUCACUCCGUUAGCCUCAACGGCUUCAAGACAGAAUUGACACUGUUUUUAUUGCCUAAAGCUUUUCUUUUUUGAAAAAAGAAAAAGAAAAUAUCUUAAAAACGUCAUGUGCCAGGGAAAAAAAAGGUAAAAACAUUCUUUAAGUCAUCGUCAAAAAUAUUUUAAGGGACACAUGAAGCCAUCGCUGAUUAAAAUUUGCUACUGACCAAUGUAAUUAACCCCCCUCCGCCCCAUCUUCUCACAUAAGCAAAUACAAAUAGCAGAUGUGAAGAUGACUCCAGCAAGAGCCAGACAUCCCAUUCUCUGGCGGCUUCUUCUUAAAGCAAUUCCGUACUGUACCUGGUCUACAUGGCCUUCUCAGAGACGGGUCAUAAGCGUUGAUCCUGCACAUCUGCACAGGUCUUUUGACUGUUUGCUGGGCUCUCUGAUCCUCUGUGUGGAUCCUCUGUUCCUUGUUUACAGGGUCACGAUACAGCCCAGCCACGUAUCCACUUGCCCACUGAGAACGGCGUGAACUACUGUAGUUUUGGAUUGGGCAACUGUAACAAAACUGUAACGACACAAGAACUUGUGUAUGUUGCGUUUUCUGGCUCGAUUGAAUCGUCUGUUGCUAAUGCCCUCAACAUUUUUCAUUCAUGCAGUCUCCAUUUUCAUGCAGCUUGUGAUAAUAGCAACACAAGGUAGCACAAUUACACUAAAUUACUUGAAAAGUGCGUGAUAUUGUAUACUGUUGAUUUUUUUUUUUUUUGCGAAACCAAAAGGUUUUUUCUGCUUUUAAAUUUUGUUACCAAAAAAAAAAAACGGAAAGCAAAAUACAUUUUCCAUAAAAACUACCCAAUAUUUUCUCACCUUCAUAUGACCUUUAUGUCUUAAUCAAAGCUAAUGCUUUAUUUAUGGAAGGAAUGUUAUUGUGCAAAGUUCUUCCAUAGAAGACGUCAACUGCCCUGAUCGCUGUUAAGAAUAAAUGAAUCACGCCAGAUGUCUCAGCCUUUUUACGAUUCCGUUACAUUUCAUGGUGCCAAGAAUAUUACGUUUACCUUACAAUGCUUUCAGAAUGGGCCUGAAGACUGGCAAAUGAACCACAUCAUACUGUCGGGCCUUAACUCUAACUGUCUGACUGUUAGUAGCCUCUCAUGUGCAGAAACAUGAAUGGCAUUUUGUUGUGCUUAUUUUUCCCCCCUCCAAUUUAUUUGUUCCCGACUUGUAUCUUUCACUUUCACAUCCUAUUAUAACAGCAUUUCGCAAACCUUUGUUCGGAAAAUGUUAUGGCACAUACACACACAAACGACAAAAAAGGUAGACCAGCUGAAAUAAUGAUGAUCCUGUCUGUUUCUUUCCAAAUAUACUGUACUUUGGUGAAAUGUGGACCUGUUUAAUUGAAUACAAAACUAUUACAGUGGUGCCUUGAAAUACUCAACUCAAAACGCUCAUGUCACAAAUCAGCUUUCCCCAUUGAAAUGAAUGCGGGAGGACCAACCACAAAAAAGUCAUGUUUUUAAUAUAAAAAAUGGCACUUUAUAAUAUUGUACUCUGUAAAAAUAUAUUAAUUCUAUAAUUAAUUAGAAUGUUAAGAAACAUUCUAAAGGUUUGUCACUUUUUUUGAUUUUGGUUGUUUGUUUGUUUUAUUUUUUGCUUGAAUUCAAUCGGCAUUGUGCUGCUCCUACUGGUGUUUAUGUCUUGUACAGACAUACAGAUGGCACUAAAUGAAGAUGUUCUCAGCUUCUAAACGAGCCACGGUAAUGUUAAAUGUUCUUCACAGAGGAUAAAGAAUAUAUUUCCUAUUGUAUGUUUGCAUUCAACAAGGGGACUUUAAAAUUGGAUAAUUUCCCAUGGUACACCGGAUGAUCCCUCACUUCACAAUGAUUACAAAUCAUUCCAUUGUACGAGUAAUAUCAGUUUAUAUCAUUUCAGUUUCAAAACAUGUACAAUCUACUUAGUUUCACUCAAUGAAUGAAAUUCUUAACCGGCAUUUACUUAGAAUCAUCCAUUUUUUAAAAAGCUUUCGUAUGCUUGACUACAGUGUCAUGCACACAACAUGCAAGCAGUCAUAUUUACAUUCAUGCAAAUGACACUUAUCUCAAGCACGCAGACACACCUUCCUGUGCUGUCCUGCAAGUGAGUCCUCUUGUUCGGUGUACCUGUUUUCCUCCCUGGAGAGGCUGACUGUCAAAGUUUAUGGCCGCAGCAGAAAACAAACGACCUGGUCCCCUUAUUACGAGCUGACCGAAGCUGCGGUUGUCACGGAAACCGACUUUAUCAAAACAUAGUUCCAUGUGCAUCAACCUAACUUCACUUGGAUUUGAUCACAUAACUCAGUCAAAAAAUAACCUGUACAAAACUGGACCUCCUCCAUUGACAUGUUUACUGGUUUAGUGACAAAGCAGUGUAUGGUUCUUAAUAAGAUGGCCAGAAGCACACAAUGACAUCUGUUGCUUUUGAUUAUUGUGAAGGGGGUACAUGUACAAUAAUCUUUCGGUGUACUACCUGUUCUAUAUUUGUGACUGGUUUUUAUUUUUAUUUUUUGUUUCCUUUUAAAAUUGCUUCCCUUUGUUAACACACUGGCAAACAGCUCAGGGUGUACCCCCGCCUACUGCCCGAUGACACCUGGGAUAGGAGGCUGGAGCAUGCCCGCGACCCUCGUGAGGAACAGUGGUUCGGAUAAUGGAUGGAUUGUUAAGAAAUACAAAAAAUCAAAUGACGAGGCAAACUUAGAAAAUAGAGUAUAUGUAUAUUGAACUUGCUUCUGGGAAGAGAAAUUGUGAAAACUAAGUGUGUCCUGUUCCUUAUUCGGCAGCAGGUGUCAUGCGUUCACUUCUGCCGCCUGCACACCUGCUGCCUAUUUGCCAGUGAUUGCACCUGCUAUAUCUAGGCGCUCCGGCGGUCGACUCAUUACCGGAGCAAUGCAUGCCGUGCCACUGCUAUUGCCUAUGAUUACACAUAUUGUUCGACACCAUUCGCGGUUGGUUAUAUUAUCGUCGUCCCACGGGAAGCAUUAUCUUAGCGUACGUGAAUCAGUACUCGUUUAACAUAUUUUCCUUGCCGUUGUUUUGCAAGCGUUUUCUGUUGUCUCAUUUCCUUAUUUCAAGAUGCUCGUUUUUACCAGCGCUUUCUGUUGUCGCGUUUCCUUAUUUCCUGGUGCUCGUUUUUACCAGCGCUUUCUGUUGUCGCGUUCCUUAUUUCCUGGCUGUCGUUCUGUGACCAGCGUUUUCUGUUGUUUAUUAGGCGGGAUUUUUGUUUAUUAUAAAUAUUCUUGUUUUAUAAAGUCCUUGUCGGUGUCUGCUAUUUCGGGGAACCGUUUGUUUUCGUUUUCUCCGUUACAUACGAAAGCAGUUCUCUUUUCCUGCUUCGUGCCUAACGUGACAAAUUGUAGCAACAAAAAUGGUUGAUUAUUUGUUUUUCUAAUACUAUUUAAUAAGAAAUCACAGAAUGUAUGAUGAUGUCCUAAUUUUAUACUAAAAUAUAAAUCUAUGUGCAGACCUCUGCUUUCAUAUACUCAAAUCUACAGUCUUUCAACUCAUUAGGAUCAUGUUAUUAAUUCAUGACUGACCAAUCAAUGGAAAUUUUAUGUUACUAUGCUGAUGAGGUAGUUUUGAAACCUUACAAAAAUUUAUGGGCCCGUUUUCAACAACUCACCUCCUGUCAAUGAAUAAAAAUCAUACAGUAUGUCAAAUAUUA
Molecule: messenger RNA, 7569 nt
Organism: Hippocampus zosterae (dwarf seahorse)
Lineage: Eukaryota; Metazoa; Chordata; Actinopteri; Syngnathiformes; Syngnathidae
Gene: slc23a2
Product: solute carrier family 23 member 2
Exons: 15
Coding region: 353-2629 (758 amino acids)
Biological process (GO): L-ascorbic acid metabolic process; transmembrane transport
Cellular component (GO): membrane
Molecular function (GO): transmembrane transporter activity
Source: RefSeq, a predicted model, not a curated record